Drosophila takahashii is the source of this 1349-nucleotide messenger RNA. It is a transcript of the gene p38a, whose product is annotated as p38a MAP kinase. The record is from RefSeq and is a predicted model, not a curated record. Gene Ontology annotation, biological process: intracellular signal transduction; protein phosphorylation. Lineage: Eukaryota; Metazoa; Arthropoda; Insecta; Diptera; Drosophilidae. Gene Ontology annotation, cellular component: cytoplasm; nucleus. Gene Ontology annotation, molecular function: MAP kinase activity; ATP binding.
CCUUAAACAGCACAGAGAAACCAUGUCUGCGUCCAUAACAAAGAAGUUCUACAAGUUGGACAUCAACCGGACGGAAUGGGAGAUCCCGGAGAUAUAUCAGGAGCUGCAGCCCGUGGGAUCGGGAGCCUACGGACAGGUUUCGAAGGCCAAGGUGCGGGGCACCAACAUGCAUGUGGCCAUCAAAAAGCUGGCCAGGCCCUUUCAAUCCGCCGUCCAUGCCAAGCGGACGUAUCGGGAGCUGCGGCUGCUGAAGCACAUGGAUCAUGAGAACGUCAUAGGAUUGCUGGACAUAUUCAAUCCGCAUCAGGCGAACGCUUCGCUGGAGAACUUCCAGCAGGUCUACCUGGUCACCCACUUGAUGGACGCCGAUCUGAACAACAUCAUACGGAUGCAGCACCUGUCCGAUGACCAUGUUCAGUUCCUGGUCUACCAGAUACUCCGCGGCUUGAAGUACAUCCACAGCGCGGGAGUGAUCCAUCGUGACCUAAAGCCCUCGAACAUUGCAGUCAACGAGGACUGCGAGCUGAGGAUUCUAGAUUUCGGAUUGGCGCGUCCCACGGAGAACGAGAUGACGGGCUAUGUGGCCACGCGUUGGUACCGCGCCCCCGAGAUCAUGCUCAACUGGAUGCACUACAACCAGACGGUGGACAUCUGGUCGGUGGGCUGCAUCAUGGCGGAACUUAUCACCCGACGCACCUUGUUCCCCGGCACCGAUCACAUCCACCAGCUGAACUUGAUCAUGGAAAUGCUGGGCACGCCACCGGCCGACUUUAUGAAGAAGAUCUCCUCGGAGAGCGCACGCUCCUACAUCGCCUCACUGCCGCCCAUGAAGAGGCGCAGUUUCAAGAAGGUCUUCGAGAACGCCAACCCACUGGCCAUCGAUCUGCUGGAGAAGAUGCUGGAGCUGGACGCCGAGAAGCGGAUCACCGCCGAGGAGGCACUAGCCCAUCCGUACCUGGAGAAGUACGCGGAGCCCAGCGACGAGCAGACAUCGCCGCCGUACGAUCACAGCUUCGAGGACAUGGAUCUGCCGGUGGACAAGUGGAAGGAGCUGAUCUACAAGGAGGUCACCAACUUUAAGCCGCCGCCCUCGUUUGCUCAGGUUCUCAAGGAUGUCAAGUGAAACCCCAUAAGGAUUUCAAGUAUUAAACAGGGCCAUUUAUUUUUUAUACCGUUUUAUAUUUACUUAUAGCUUUGUUCAAACGAUGCCUUUUGUACUCAAAUGUAGUUUUCCUGUUUUGUACGAUGUUUUAUCAAUUUAUUAUGGCUUGCCACUAAUGUUGUACUGUAGAUUUUACAAUAAAUUCGUUUUUCAAAAAACAAAGUUUUUCAAAAUGUCACGAAAUUAA